Messenger RNA from Glossina fuscipes, 2335 nucleotides. RefSeq lists its product as uncharacterized. NCBI's taxonomy places the organism in Eukaryota, Metazoa, Arthropoda, Insecta, Diptera, Glossinidae. The transcript is spliced from 2 exons. The coding region runs from base 263 to 577 and encodes 104 amino acids. The record is from RefSeq and is a predicted model, not a curated record.
CAUUUGACACUCAAUCUGUAAUAUGUAGAUUUUAUAUGGGUUUAACAGAUCACGGUCCACAAUCGAUCCCAUCAGCUUUCAAUGCGGCGGGCUGAGGUCGCAUUGGCAUGGCCCUCAUAAGGAUGACGGUCUCUCGAAGCGUACGCAGGUAUAUGGGACAAACAACACUACAACAGUUAAUGGCAGGCUUUCCACAAGGAUCAGUGCUGGGUCUGCUCCCGCCGAACUUUAUGUACGAUGGCGUAUUGGCAGCACAUUGACAAUGAAUUUUGAAGAGGACGUUGCUCUCGUUUUCGUAAUUAAGCACAUUGGAAAGGUCGAGGACGCAGCUAAUAGGGCAGUCGCUAAUGUGAAAUUUUGGCUAGCAGCGAUGGGAUCACAAUUGGCUGAACAUAAAACCGAGGUGGUGCGCAUAAGCAGCCGAAAAUGCGUCGGAACUAUGUACGCAGGUCCAUGCGACGAGCAGUCACUAGAGCAGUUUGGUACCAUUUGGUCGACAGUAUUUGUCGACACAACAGAAUGGAGAAAGCGAAUGCAGGAAGCUAGAUUUUGGAAUGAACAUAACUUCAUCGAUUAAGAAACCAAUGCUAAACAAAUGGGUUGCGAUCUACCUACAUACAUGCCCAUCAUAAAUGAAAAACCAAAAACACCUUAAAAAAAACGAUAAUUUUUUCAUAUUAUCGUCUAUAAGUUAGGAUUCUGUAGAAAUCUUUCAGACAGCCUGCUACCUAGACGUUCGUCAAGUCCAUCUUCAGGUGAACACAAAAGUGAUCCUGACGAGUACUUGGGCCACAGGUUUCCCUGUGGCCCAAUAUUAUCCCGGGAUCGAAAGUUAUAGAGCUUUUUCUGAGGUUUUUUGUUUUAAUUUCUUGCGUAUUGCGAAAGUACCCAUAAGCAAAUCAUGAUCAAUUUUCGACCUACAUACUGAACGCAUCAUGAAAUGGCUAGGCCACACUUCAGGUUUCGAACUUCUUUUCUACGAUUAUGGCAAACCGACAAAAAUAGAAGAUCAAAACGAUCACUUUUGGUAAAAAAACGAUACUUUUAGUCUCGCAAAGUAGGUAACGUAGAAAAAAAUUGAUUGUAGUUAUAACGCACUCGGUAGUUCUAGUGUCAAAUUACAUGCCCAGUGUGCGACGGAUAAAGCGGCCGGGAUUUAAUCGGGUUUGGCACGCUUUAUGCCAAAUAUCAGAGGACCAAGAUGUGGUGCAAGAAAACCCAUAGCACAAAAAAAUGACAAGCGGAUAUGCGCCCUUCGAACGUUCUUGGAGGAAGCGAUAGACCUCUUGCCGGAUGAGUUAUAUUUAAUUCUUAUGAAUUUCCCAAAAAAAUACAAAUAUUUUUCUAGUAUCUGAAUUAAAUCAUGCACUAUAUAAAAAUUUUAUCCGACACAGGCCUUAACUGGUCACGGUUGCUCCCGAAGUUAUCUGAAUCGAUUCGGAUAUGAUAGUUUACCAAAACGUCCAAACUGUGCAGACGCCGAAGGUGAUAUGAAGCACAUGAUAAUCAAUUGCCCGAAAUUCGUAAUUGUGGUUCGGGCGAAACAAUUGAGAGCACGACCGAAAGCCCCGAACCAUGUGGCACUGUGACCAACUUCUCCUCUAAGGUGCUCCGGGAAUUAAGGUGCUCCAGGAAUUAAAGAAACAGCGUGCGAGAAAGUAAAUGAAACCCAAUAGGGUAGUGUCUGCGAAUUAAUUUGUAACGGUGGUCCCAUGAGAGAGGGUGGCGAAUAAAGCGUCUGUGGACGGUAGUUAUAGUACGUAGGCGUUAUAGUGCGUGGAAACCGAGCACUAUUCGCCAUAAAUGGCAAAAAAAGAAACACACACACUCUCGCACACAAAUUGUUUAUCAACAACCAAUACAUUAAUACCGAUUUUUUCUCUUCUUAAAAUUUCUUGCCUAUUAACCUUAAAAAAUCGUAUACGAAUCUCGCAAAAAUUUCUUAUUGAAAUCUUGCUUCUCAGAUAGAAAAUAUAAAAAUGAUAUUUAGUCGUAACAACUUUGCUUCGUUAGCUUAGUGCUAAAGUAGAACUCUCUCUAAAUGAAGUCUUUAUCAAUAUCAAAAAAGGCCCCUAGGGGGCGUAAACAAAAAGUCGUAAGCAUUUUAAUUAAAUGCAGAUCUGUAAAGUUAUAAACUUUCAGUGGCAAAUAUUUUAGGAAAAUCGCUUACCAUAUGAAUCUAAAGUAACACCUAACUAAUUAGUGAUCUUAACCGAUAGAUUGCUGUCGGUGCUGGCUCUACUUUGCCACAACAAAACAUAAAGCGUUUUGAAAUUUAUGAUUUAAGCUACAUUAGCACUGCCAGAAAGAUACGGUAACGAACUUGUAAGACGAU